This is a messenger RNA of Beta vulgaris subsp. vulgaris (sugar beet), 2680 nucleotides long. RefSeq lists its product as hypothetical. Gene Ontology annotation, biological process: cell wall pectin biosynthetic process. The record is from RefSeq and is a predicted model, not a curated record. The coding region runs from base 615 to 2216 and encodes 533 amino acids. The transcript is spliced from 14 exons. NCBI's taxonomy places the organism in Eukaryota, Viridiplantae, Streptophyta, Magnoliopsida, Caryophyllales, Amaranthaceae. Gene Ontology annotation, molecular function: arabinosyltransferase activity. Gene Ontology annotation, cellular component: Golgi apparatus.
UGCAAAAUCAAAGCCAUUAUUUGUCACAAUUUACGCAACUGUGAUAAUCGGAAUCUUCUUUUCUUCAGUUUAUGUUUUCUCUGCUAUCUACUCGUCUAAGCCUCCUGAUGCUGAAAUUUCUCUCUCCUUUCCGCAUUCAGGUCUUAGGUGAUGCAUCUUUAUGAGUAUAUUUCUAUUCAUGCCGUGAUGAUGCACUGAUAUUGGUAGUGGAGACUGGAGAGUUGAGAGUAUGUGGAUUUUAGAAGUAGUGGGUGAUACCAAAGAUGACUUGGAUAGAGGGAGUUAAGAUUUUUUUUUUCUGCGGGAGCGUACACUUGAUAGAAAAGAAUGGAGGCAGAUUAUCUAUAUGGACAACCACUGGAGGUAACAUCUUGAUUCAUGCAGCCUGCCUCAUCCUAUCAAGAUUAAGGAUUCGGCGUUGCUGCUGCUCCUGCUGCUGCUGUUGUGUCUUCAUGCAUUGGUGCUGUUCAGAAAAUGAGACCUGAUGUGCCUAAGGAGGAGAUCCUCUUCACGAAGCACAAAACUCUUCUUUGUCCACAACUUCACUUUCUCCAGCCAAGUCUCGGAGCACACUCUUGAAGCCUAUAUGGGAGCCUCCCUCUAAAACUAAGAAAAUGCCACCUUUAAAAUCCUUUCGGUUGACAAAAGAGUUAGUGGAGAAGAGGGUGAAGGAUAACAUCAUCAUAGUCACAUUUGGUAAUUAUGCAUUCAUGGAUUUCAUCCUGACUUGGGUUAAAUGCUUGACUGAUCUGGGUUUAUCAAAUCUUCUAGUUGGUGCAAUGGAUACUAAAUUGCUGGAAGCGCUGUACUGGAAGGGCAUUCCAGUUUUUGAUAUGGGAAGCCACAUGAGCACUAUAGAUGUGGGAUGGGGAUCACCAACAUUUCAUAAAAUGGGAAGGGAAAAGGUUAUCUUAAUUGAUACUAUUCUGCCGUUUGGCUAUGAAUUAUUGAUGUGUGAUACCGACAUGGUUUGGUUAAAGAAUCCGCUUCCGUAUUUUGCUCGUUUUCCUGAAGCAGAUGUUUUGACUUCAACUGAUCAAGUUGUGCCAACAGUGCUUGAUGACCGAUUGGAGGUAUGGCAGCAAGUUACUGGUGCAUAUAAUAUAGGAAUCUUCCACUGGAGGCCUACAGAGUAUUCAAAGAAGUUGGCAAAACAGUGGAAAGAGUUACUUUUAGCUGAUGAAAAGAUAUGGGAUCAGAACGGUUUCAAUGAUAUUGUACGAAGGCAGCUCGGCCCCUCCGUUGAUGGCGAAAGUGGUCUUGUCUAUGCUUAUGAUGGAAAUCUUAAGCUGGGGCUCCUUCCAGCCAGCAUAUUUUGUAGUGGACAUACAUAUUUUGUUCAGGCCAUGUACCAACAAUUUAAACUGGAACCGUAUGCAGUGCACACCACAUUCCAGUAUGCCGGUACUGAAGGAAAGCGUCAUCGAUUACGCGAAGCCAUGGUGUUCUAUGAUCCACCAGAGUACUAUAAUUCUCCAGGAGGUUUCAUGUCAUUUAAGCCAUCUAUUCCGAGGAGCCUAUUAUUAGAUGGAGAGCAUAAUGUUGAGUCACAUUUUUCUGCUGUUAAUUACCAGUUGAAACAGAUUCGAACAGCACUUGCUAUCGCGUCAUUGCUAAAUCGUACCCUGGUCAUGCCUGCAAUAUGGUGCAGGUUGGACAGGCUUUGGUUUGGGCAUCCUGGAGUUCUGGAGGGUACCGUGACAAGGCAACCUUUUAUUUGCCCUCUGGAUCAUGUUUUCGAGGUGAAUGUGAUGCUGCAAAACUUGCCACAGCAAGAAUAUGGGCCACGUAUUGAUAUUAGGGAAUACUCUUUCCUUGAUAAUCCAGCACUGCCGCGGGAAGUAAAAGAGUCGUGGCUCGAUGUGCAGCUUUGCCAAGUGGGAUCCAAAGAUUGUCAUGUUACUGAUAAUUCAAGUGCUCCUGGACUUCUCAGAUUUCCCAAAUAUGGCAACGAAGAGACGUACAAGACAGUUUUCUCCUCAUUCAAGAAUGUUAAAGUUAUAAACUUCCUAUCAAUCCAAGAUGCCUUCACUGGGUUUGCUGACAAGGAAAGAGAGCAGAAGUUUAGGCGUCGUGUCAAACGUUAUGUAGGCAUAUGGUGCUGCGUGACAAAUCGCACUAUAGGCCAUAUAUAUUAUGACAUGUAUUGGGAUGAGAAACCUGGCUGGAAACCAUUACCACCACAAACGCCAGAGGAAGAUCACCCUCCAGUUUAACUCUUGGACAAGCAUGGCGCACAACAGAGGGAAAUCGUACUCUCGAUUGUAUGGUCCUUGUGAACAUGCAGGCGGCUGACAUACAUUUUCAGAAAAAAUUGCAAGGUGAGCUGGGCAAAAUGAAAAUGGCAAAGCUCCCAACUACGUAAGAGAUUUUGAUUUUCGGUGCAACUCUUGCUGCAAAAAUUUGACAGACGAAGAGAUUCGUUGCCCUCUUUUAGGGUAGGGCAGAGUAAUUGUUUGAUAUCUACAUGUGAAACUCUAAGCGUAAAACAAUUUUGUAGAAUCAAUGAGCUUGAUAAAGCUCUGUGCAAAACUGUAGCUCAACAUAACACCCCUGUAUCCAAUCUAUUAGAUUUUUGAGCCUGGCGAAUACCUCACUUUGUUUUAUUGACAACACUUGUGGCCUUAUGGUCUUGUUAUAUUGGCAAAACAAUAUUAUCAAGAUUGAUGAUUUAUUGCUU